CGCCGGCGGCCGCGUUGAUUGCCCUAUCAUGGCUUGGCGAUCGGCGCGGGCUUUUCGGAGUUGCUUGGGCUGAGCUCCGCGGAAGUAUGGCCGGGUCGAGUCAGCACCUGCGCGAACUGCAGGGACCUCCGCUCCCACCCAAGGACCUGGUGGAGGAGGACGAGGACUACCUAAGGGAGGAUGUGGAGGAGGACGAGGACGCGGCGUUCGUGGACGCCGAGGAGCUCUGCAGUGGGGCGGUGAAGGCCGGCGGCCUCCCCGGGCGCCUCCGCGUUUUAAUUCCUGAUGAAAACACUCAAGAACCAUGUAUUGUGUAUGGACGUUUUCCAAUAAUGGGUCCUUGGUGGCGAGUGAAAGUACAAGUAAAGCCUGUGGGAUUGAGGGGCUAUCAAGUUCAAGGAUUUCCAUCUUAUUUUUUACAGUCUGAUAUGUCACCACCAGAUCAAGAACAAACCUGUUCCCUCUUUCUUAAAGAGUGUGAGUUCCCCGAUGAUGACCGCAUGGAAUUCUUAGCAUGGGUAAAGGAGGUGUCAAGCUAUAAUGACCUAAGCUUUGAAAAUCUUAGGGAAACAUUAAUAACUUUUUACAAGGAAAAGAGAAGGAAAGAUCAAAAACAAUCUGCAAAGAAAGAACAGGAAGAAUUGCCACCAGAUUGUGAGACGAGUCUCCCUAUGACAAACCCAAUUCCAUAUAUAAAUGUAAUGACAGCUUUAAAGUUUCCAAAAAUAAUGGAAUUCCUUCCAAUUCUGCUGCCUCGACACUUUAAACGGCUCAUCGACUCAGGUUCUAAAGAGGUAUUGGCAAAGAUAGAAGAAAUUUUAGGUACGCAUCCAUGGAAACUUGGAUUUAGUAAAAUAACCUACAGAGAAUUGAAACUUUUGCGAUGUGAGGCAAGUUGGAUGGCAUUUUGUCAGUGCACGUCUCUUCUCCAGCUGAUGACUAAUUUGGAGAAGAAUGCAUUAAUAAUGUAUUCUAAACUGAAGCAGAUGUGUAGAGAGCAUGGGCACACAUAUCUUGAAGAAGCUGACUUAACUUCGAUAUUGUCAGAGCACAUGUCAUUUCAGGAUGCCUGGGAGUCGCUAAAGUUUUUGAAGGAUAUUGGUGUGGUAGCAUGCGAGAAGGCCUGUGUCUUCCCUUAUGACCUUUACCAGGCUGAAAGAAGCAUUGCCUUUUCAAUAUGUGACCUGAUGAAGAGUCCUCCUUGGCACUUACAUGUUGAUGUCAAAAAGGUGCUUGCAUCUAUUCACACCACAAAACCUGAGAAUUCAAGAAGUGAUGACGCAUUGAGUGAAAGCAAACCUGAGGAUGCAUUGAGUGAAAGCACACCUGAUGACGCAUUGAGUGAAAGCACACCUGAUGAAAAUCCUGUGGCUGUUGUAGACUCACAGGACAGUGGUGACCAUAUCUGGACUAAUGGUGACAAUGAAAUUAAUGAAGAAAUAAGUGAAGUCCAACUGGAUCAGGAUCAGGUGGCUGCUUUGGAAAUGAUUUGCUCUAAUGCUGUGACAGUCAUAAGUGGGAAAGGUGGUUGUGGGAAGACCACAAUUGUUAGCCAUCUUUUUAAGCAUUUAGAGCAGUUGGAAGAAAGAGAAGUAAAAAAAGCUUGUGAAGAUUUUGAGCAAGACCAGGAUGUCCCAGAAGAAUGGAUUAUGUUUACUGAGCAAAGUCAGCUGGACGCUGUCAAGGCUAUAGAAAUUUUGCUCACGGCACCUACAGGGAAAGCAACUGGCUUACUGAGACAGAAAACUGGUUUCCAUGCAUAUACGCUAUGUCAGGUCAAUUAUAGCUUCUAUGUAUGGAAAAAUAAGAUGACCAAGGACAGGCCAUGGAAGUUUGCUUCGGUUAGAGUUCUGGUUGUGGAUGAAGGGAGUUUGGUAUCCGUAGGAAUCUUCAGAUCUGUUUUAAAUUUAUUAUGUGAGCACUCCAAACUUAAAAAGCUUAUUAUCCUUGGUGAUAUUAGACAGUUACCCAGUAUUGAGCCUGGUAACUUGCUGAAAGAUCUUUUUGAGACUCUUAAGUCAAGAAAUUGUGCUGUUGAGCUAAAGACAAACCAUAGAGCAGAAUCUCAGCUAAUUGUGGACAAUGCUACAAGAAUCUCAAGGCGCCGGUUUCCAAAAUUUGAUGCAGAACUAAAUAUCUCCGAAAAUCUAACACUCCCCAUUUCAAUUCAAGAUAAGACAUUUAUUUUUGUCAGACUCCCAGAAGAAGAUGCCAGUUCUCAGUCAUCUAAAAAUAAUCAUCAGUCUUAUUUAUAUUCUGCGGUUAAAACUUUACUGCAAGAAAAUGACUUGCAAGAUGCAAAAACAUCACAAUUUAUUGCAUUUAGAAGGCAAGACUGUGAUCUCAUCAACGACUGCUGCUGCAAGCACUACACAGGCCACCUAAUCAAAGACCAUCAGAACAGACUUAUAUUUGGAAUUGGUGAUAAAAUUUGUUGUACCAAAAAUGCGUACCUCUCGGAUUUACUGCCUGAAAAUACCUCUGCAAGUCAGCAAGACAGUGAUCUAGAUGCCAGUCGUACUCCUCGUGAUUUUUCUAAAAAUAAGCAUGACUUUGAAAGUAAUAUUCGACUGUGCAAUGGAGAAAUAUUUUUCAUUACAAAUGAUGUGACUGAUGUAACUUUUGGAACAAGAAGAUUUUUGACCAUUAGUAAUAUGGCUGGUUUGGAAGUAACUGUGGAUUUUAAGAAACUAAUGAAAUGUUGUCGCAUAAAACAUGCAUGGGCAAGGACUAUUCACACCUUUCAGGGGUCUGAGGAGCAAUCAGUCGUCUACGUGGUGGGGAAGGCGGGCCGCCAGCACUGGCAGCACGUCUAUACUGCGGUGACCAGGGGCCGCUGCCGAGUGUAUGUGAUUGCAGAAGAGUCUCAGCUCCGGAAUGCCAUCAGGAAAAACAAUUUCCCCAGAAAAACUCGUCUGAAACAUUUCUUGCAAAACAGUCUCUCCCUUAGCUGUGCACCUCCAGCAGAUUUCCCGUCCCCGUCGAAGAGUGCUGGAGACAGUGGAGGACCCAGCACACCAUUGGCGUCACCACUCCCCACAGUCAAGGGCGAAGUGGCGACAAAUGGCAUCGGUGCAGGACCCAGCCCACUGUCAGCAUCACCGUUCCCUGGAAUCAUGGCUGAAAUGGCAACAAACAACGUCACCAGGAGCAAGGCCACUUCAUUCGAUGACAGGGCACACGCUUUUGCUGGAAGAUGGCAAUCAUUGGCAUCUGAUGAGGUGGAUAUGGAUGAGGAUUUAUUAAAAUUACGAGGAUCCAAAAGAACCAGUGAUGUGAAUGAUGAUGAAAGUCCAAGCAAAAUACUUAUGGUGGAAGAAUCUCCACAAGUGUCAUCCGUACUUCAGAAUUUGAGACUAAAUAAUUUAGCCCCCAGGCAACUUUUCAAACCCACAAAUCAUGAAGAAACGUAAUCUUAUUUCAGAUUGCUCAAAAUAAUCAUCUGUUUUUUUUUCUGUUCAAGACAAAAUGAACAUUGUAGCUUUAAAAUAUCAAGAGAAAAGAUGAUGCCUGUAACUGGAGUUUUACUUUAAGGUGUUUGUGUUAGCAGAUAUUUUAAAUCCAUUUGAUCAAAGAAGACCUGAACAAUUUCAGCAUCUGUCAUCAUGAGAACUGAUAGCUCUGGGCAUGAAUGAAGAGAAAAGAUGUUUUUUAUAUAUGUAUUUUUUAUAAAAUUAUGUACUUUAAAAAUUA
This is a messenger RNA of Microcebus murinus (gray mouse lemur), 3693 nucleotides long. RefSeq names its product DNA helicase B (gene HELB). The record is from RefSeq and is a predicted model, not a curated record. NCBI's taxonomy places the organism in Eukaryota, Metazoa, Chordata, Mammalia, Primates, Cheirogaleidae. Gene Ontology annotation, molecular function: single-stranded DNA helicase activity. Gene Ontology annotation, biological process: negative regulation of double-strand break repair via homologous recombination.